UUGCCCACUUCCCAACUUCAACACCCAAAACCCAAUUCAAAACCGCGACCAAUUGCUUCACCUGACGACCACUGCCAUUCGAGCGAAAUCAUCGUGUCCAACAGGAAGAUAACCUCCUACAUCCGAUGCGGGGACUUGAAAUCCGCUCUGGAAAUCUUCCGGAGCAUGAAGGCGAGGUCCACGGUCACCUGGAACUCGAUUCUGGCCGGGCUCUCCGCCAAACCCGGCAAUCUGAAAGAAGCCCAAGACCUGUUCGACGAAAUUCCCGAACCAGACACCGUAUCCUACAACAUCAUGCUGUCCUGUUAUUUCAGAAAUGCCCAAAUAGAUUCUGCUAAGGAUCUUUUUGACCGGAUUCCGGCCAAAGAUGCCGCUUCCUGGAACACCAUGAUCACGGGCCUCUCCCGGAACAGAGAAAUGAGUGAUGCCCAGAAGCUUUUCCACAUCAUGCCUGGAAAAAAUGCAGUGACCUGGAAUGCAAUGAUAUCAGGAUACGCGGAGAAAGGAGAAAUGAAAACGGCCCUGGAAUUACUUAAAAAGGCUCCUGUAAAAGGCCCGAUUGCAUGGACGAGCAUAAUAACCGGUUACAUGAGGCGGGGAGAGGUAGUUCUUGCCGAGAGAAUCUUUUCCCACGCAGAAAAGAAUGUGGUGACGUGGAAUGCAAUGAUCUCAGGUUAUGUGGAGAAUGGCAGGGAAGAAGACGGGCUGAAUCUUUUCAAGAAAAUGACGUGUUUGGGAAUUUGGGCCAGUUCGUCGGGCCUGAGCAGCCUUCUCCUGGCCUGCAGCAACCUAUCCCUUUUAAAACUGGGGAAGCAAUUUCAUCAGCUCACUUACAAGCUUCCUUUAUACGCGGACCCCACUGUGAAAACCUCUUUGAUCAGCAUGUACUGCAAAUGCGGGGUUUUGGAGGAUGGUAAGAAAUUAUUCUCACAAAUGUCCCGUAAAGAUGUCGUCUGCUGGAAUGCAAUGAUUUCGGGCUACGCGCAGCACGGACUAAGCCGAGAGGCACUCGAUUUGUUUUAUGAGAUGAAAGAGAAAGGGACGAAGCCCGAUUCCAUCACAUUCGUAGGUGUCCUCUCCGCAUGCAACCAUGCGGGUUACGUAAAUCUCGGGAUUUCGUAUUUCGAGAAAAUGCAGAGUUUUUACGGGAUUAUUCUGAAACCCGAUCAUUACGCGUGCAUGAUCGACCUUCUUGGCCGAGCAGGAAAAUUUGAUGAAGCUAUGUGUUUGAUUAAAGAAAUGCCGUUUGAGCCGAACGCAGCUAUAUAUGGAACUCUGUUAGGCGCUUGCAGGGUUCAUAAGAAUGUGGAUAUUGCUGAAUUUGCUGCUGAAAAACUGCUUGCUCUCCAGCCUUGUAAUUCGGCUGCUUACGUGCAGCUUGCGAAUGUGUAUGCCGUGAGCAAGAACUGGGAGAAUGUGUCUAGAGUUAGAAAGUCGAUGAAGGAGAUGAGGGCUGUGAAGACACCUGGAUAUAGCUGGAUCGAGAUUAAGAGCGUGAUUCAUGAGUUUCGGUCGGGGGACGGGAUUCAUUCGGAGUUGGGGUGCAUUCAUGAGAAAUUAAACGAGGUCGAGAGGAAAAUGAGGCUGGCGGGUUAUGUGCCGGUUCUUGAUUCGGCUUUGCAUGAUGUUGGGGAGGAGCAGAAAGAAAAGCUUCUUCUCUGGCACAGUGAGAAAUUGGCUAUUGCCUUUGGGUUGAUGAGAGUGGAGUGUCAUUUGCCGAUUAGGGUUUUCAAGAACUUGAGGGUUUGUGACGAUUGCCACCUGGCGAUAAAGUUUAUGUCGGCCGUGGAAUGUAGGGAGAUUGUUGUGAGGGACACGACGAGGUUUCACCAUUUUAGGGAUGGAAAAUGCUCUUGUGGUGAUUACUGGUAA
Molecule: messenger RNA, 1872 nt
Organism: Striga asiatica
Lineage: Eukaryota; Viridiplantae; Streptophyta; Magnoliopsida; Lamiales; Orobanchaceae
Source: the annotation of a GenBank genome assembly